AUGCCUAAUCUUAAACCCCACUGGUCAUAAAUAUUAUAUUUAUCAAUCUAACUUCCUGUAUUAUUAAGACACAGAACAAAGGUUGGAGCAGGCAGUAUUUAAUUCAAUGCUAUCCAAAAUAUACUUCCCUAUGAUGUUCACCUAUAAUUUAUAGUGAUAAACAAUACAAAAAGUAGUGCACUACUACUGGCAGUCCUAUGCAUAAGUGUUAAGUAUGAAGCAGAUUUGAGAGCAGUUAUUCAUUUUAAAUAAUUUUGUUAUGGUUAGCCUUAAGCAACCAGUUUCAGAGAGAAAUACCCAAUGAUAUAUAUAUUACAACCACUGAAUCAAUCUUGCUUAUAAUAAAACGGUUUUAGCCUGAGUAUUAUUUUAUGCACAAAGUAAAAGAUAGGGAUAAAGAGAUCAUGUAAGAUAUCAUCUAUUAAUCAAAUUAUUAUAACAACCUAUAGUAAUACUUUUCCGGCUGUCGAUAUGCACUUUCAAGCAAUCCUUUAUUAAUGUCUGAAGUAUUUGAUAUUACCUCUGAUAUUAAAUUAUGGCAUUAUAUAUUAAUAAAAAAAUAAAAAAAUUCAAUUUGGUUUCAAUUACUUUUUAUAAAUGUUGUAAUAAAGAAGAAUUGAGAUUAAAUUUAGAUGUGUUAUAGUUUAAUAUAAUGUAAUUUAAGCUAUCAUAUGGGAAUUUAUUACAAUCAUACUCCAAUUACCUUGCAAUAUCAAUUUUUGGGUUCCAAUUUUUUAAUUGUCCAGAUAUUGAUGAACAAUCUAUAAGUUGCAAAUCAACUUAUGAAGAAUGAGAUGGUCCAACAAAAGGUUAAUUGCCUAUCAUAUAUUGAAGAUUCAAAUAAUUAUGAAGUUUUAAACUAUAAAUUAAAUUAAAUCAAGAAAAAUCAUCGAAAGAAUAAUUAUCAUGUGGUAUUUUUGAGUUUAAAGAUAAUUGAUUAAAAUAGUAUUAUUUUCAUAAUUAUAUAGCCCAUCAAUAACAUUAAAUAUGUCAUAACAUGUUUGGAAUGUAUGUAGAAUCUUAAAAUAUGGAUUUAAAGUCUUAUUUGCUAAACACCAUUAUCUUCAAAUAAAGAAGGAAAUAUAUUUAAAUUUUAAAAAAAAGUGAGUUGCAUGUAAAACUAUUGCUAAUAUAUAUUCAAUUAUUUGCAAAUGCUCCAACAAGAACUAUACUAGAUUUUUCAAAUGAUUAUUCGUUUAUUGAUGAAGAAAUUUAAGAUAAGUAUUACUCCUUGAUUUAUCAAGAAAUUUAUAGAAGGUUUUGCUAAAUGUGUUGAAGAAUACAUCUAUGAUUUCACAAUUAGAAAGUGUAUUAUUAAGAUGCCAUCCUAUUAAAAUUGCCUCCGAUCAUACAUUAAUUUGGAAUAGUAAGUAAUUUGCACUCUUUCUGCAAUUGACGAUUUUAAAUUGCACUGAAAAUCACAAAUUGUGA
Molecule: messenger RNA, 1431 nt
Organism: Paramecium octaurelia
Lineage: Eukaryota; Ciliophora; Oligohymenophorea; Peniculida; Parameciidae
Source: the annotation of a GenBank genome assembly